AUGGAAGACAAUAAGGCAAUAGCUUUGCUCAGACUGUGCAGAGAAUUGCCUUACAGCUUAGAGCUAGAUUCUGAUGAAGUGAUUACCUUUAGCACAGAGAUGAUGAAGCAUGAAAUUUAUAAGUUUCAUCUAGGAUUAUCUGAAGAGAUUGAUUUGGAAUCUCUAGAAAGCUUAUGUGAGUCACUCAGAAAUCAAGUUCUUGUAUUUGUUAUCGGAGUCAAACAAAAAGUGAAAGGAAAAGGCAAACUUCUAGAAGACUCAGUUAAGGAGUAUUGUGUUAAAUUUAUUGCAGAAAUUGUGAGGCUUUUAGAAGAUGCUGCAGCAAAUAUGGAUACAGAUGCAAAAUUAUUGAAUGUGGGAAAAGCUUGUAAUGUGAUUGAUAAAGCUAAUGAUAUACCAGGAGAGAUCAGAGUAAUUGUGAUGUAGAAUUAUCUUGCUGGAAAGAUUUUAGAAGAGCUGGAUCAAAUAAAGAGUGCAAGCGAAGACUUGAAUUAUGAAGAUAAUGAAAAUGUUUCUGAACUGUGUAGAAAAACAGUUGACUUUGUAUCUAAACAAGUCGAGUUUUGGGAGCAAGUGUCAAGAGACUUAUUGAGUGAUAGAAUAGACCUGAUCCAUGCAGGGUUGAUACUUGAAACAAGUAAAGAAUCAAGUAAAGAAGUUGACUAUUUAGUUGCUAGCGUAUUUAUCAUUUAGUUUUUAUCUAUUGAAGAAGACGUAUAUAUCGAAGAAGAGAUUGAAGAUAUCAAUGAAAUUCUUAGAAAACUUAAUGCUAUAUAUCAAAAACUAAGUGUUCUUGAUAUAGAUAUUCCAUCAAUUGAUCUAUAA
Blepharisma stoltei is the source of this 825-nucleotide messenger RNA. NCBI's taxonomy places the organism in Eukaryota, Ciliophora, Heterotrichea, Heterotrichida, Blepharismidae. The record is from the annotation of a GenBank genome assembly.